ACUCGGUAGGUAUCUCAGCUAAAAAACAGUUGAUCCUUUUCUUCUCUCAGCGAGACCAAUGGCAGCUAAGAUAUUAUCCCCACAUCCCCACCCUCUUACUUCUCUCUCUCUUCUUCCUCCCUCCAACUCCAAGUUCAACAAGGACUUGAGUCACCAGAAACCAUGGCCCGGACAGGCUCGGAACCCCACGAGACCCAAGAGUCUGGCGGUGCGUGUCUCCCUCCAGGACCAUGUCUUAUCUUCUGCUGCUCUUCUGGAACACCACCACAAUCCAUCUUCGCUCCUCUUUCUUGCAGAGAGCAUGGGUUAUUCUUUGGCUAGCUACUAUACUUCAUUGGGUCUCUUUGUUAUCUCAGUUCCUGGCCUAUGGUCCCUCAUCAAGCGCUCUGUCAAGUCCAAGAUUGUGCAGAAGACGUUUAUAGGUGAAGGAGAAGGGAAAAAGGCACCUAAUCAGGUCGCAGGAGAAAUCCUGUCUUUCUUCACCCGCAACAAUUUUGUGGUGACUGAUAGAGGAGAGACCAUUACAUUUGAAGGCAUGAUGGUUCCAAGCCGAGGCCAAGCAGCACUGCUCACUUUCUGCACCUGCAUCAGCCUCGCAAGCGUGGCCCUUGUUCUUACAAUAACUGUGCCAGAUUUUGGCAAUAAUUGGUUCUGGCUUACGGUCCUAAGCCCAUUGGCAGGAGCUUAUUACUGGAAACGAGCGUCAAGAAAGGAACAGAUCAAGGUUAAAUUGGCUGUUGCAGAUGACGGGACCCUUUCAGAGAUCAUAGUUCAAGGGGAUGACCAGCAAGUAGAGCAAUUGAGGAAGGAGCUUCAGUUGAGUGAAAAGGGCAUGGUGUAUGUCAAGGGAAUCUUCGAGAGGUGAUCAAGGUUUCUUUUAUAUAGAUUAUAUAGCCCCACACAAUUGUCUGAGACCCUCCCUACCUUUGUGUUCAAACUACUAUCACAGAGGGAGGACGUUACGUUAUGAGGCUUGAAAUUUUAUUUGUUGUAGAGGUAUAAAUUAAGAAAAGCCAAAAAGAGCACUAUGACUUUUGUAAUGCAUA
Corylus avellana is the source of this 1046-nucleotide messenger RNA. RefSeq names its product cofactor assembly of complex C (gene CCB1). The record is from RefSeq and is a predicted model, not a curated record. Lineage: Eukaryota; Viridiplantae; Streptophyta; Magnoliopsida; Fagales; Betulaceae.